CUUCAAAACCCACUUUCAACACACUUCCUGAUGCCUCUCAGCCGUAGCAUCAGCUAAACACACACGAAGACAGAGCCCUUCCGCUCGUCCAUCACAGCCGCCUUCCCUUCUCUCCCCACCCUCGCUAUGAUGGACCAAGCAAAUGACACUUUGGACCACUCGAUGUUCAUGCGGAGCGAGCUGCUCAACGUGCUUAGCGACGUCAAAACCAAAGUCCAGGACAAACUCGGUCAGCAACUGAACGAGCACCACCGUGACGGCGGGCGGCCCCAUGGAUUGUGUCUGUUCGUUUGGAUGAUACACGCUGCAGGUAUUGUUGAUUUUCCCAUCCCUCAGUUCAUCAUCAUUGGCAAGCAGUCGGUGGGCAAGUCGAGACUCAUUGAGGCGCUGGCCGGCGAACAGUUCACUUUCGUCUCGGGCACAUUGGGUCUUUCCACGCAAGAGUUUAUGGCCGGAGGAUUGAUCAACAUGUCCGUGUGUUGUGUGUCCAGGCUCCCGGCGGCCCACCAUUAUCGAGUUCCGCAACGUCAUCGCCAACAGGACGUCCAAAUGGCAGGUGGGUUGCAUACAUACACGACAGGAGCAUGGCUGCAGAGCAGGUCUGUGUGUAUGUGUGAGGAGCUGUCUACAGGUGAUGGACAAGAAGACCAACAAGUGGGAGGAGAUGCCCGUCAAGAAAGUCAUGAGCCUCCUCUCAGAAGCGCACGAGUCUCUCGGUAUCUAGCACGCACGCACCAUUCUCGGAGCAUUUGUCCGCACGGUUUGUGCCUGUGUGUACCUGAAGGUGCGUCUGUGACGGCCGAGCCCGUCUACGUGCGCAUCGAGUCGGCACACUGUGUCGACAUGCAGGUCGUCGAUCUGCCAGGCUUUCGCGAAUUCGCCAUCGACAAGGGCAAAGAGGACCUCGCGAGGCAGAUUGAUACACUCGUAUACACAGACAGCAACACGCACUAGUGGAUGGAAGGAAUGCACAGCCGUCCAUGACUUGGGCAUGUCCGCUUGCAGAACAUGAGUUUCAUGAGCGAUUCCCGAAACGUGAUGGUCUGUGUCGAGGAGGCAGGUACACACAUAGAUAGACACGGAGACAUGAAGGAAAGAUCCGUCUAUCUCUCUAUGUGCAGGCGACGCUGCCAAUAUGUCUACCCUUGCCCGGUGUAAGACCAUCGACCCGAGAUUCCAAAGGACGGUGCUGGUGCGGAAUAAGCUGGAUAAGUAUUACCGGGAUCUCACCAACGAGAACGUCAACGCUUGGCUGGUCGGUCCGUCGCUGCACACACACACACACACAUACGCCAUCCAUGAAGCAUACCUCAAUGUCCGGGUGGCUGUAGGACGGCUAUGGCGACCUGCCGGUUGACCUGAUGAAAUUCUGCCUCACAUUACCACACUGGAACGAAAAAGAGGCAAGCAAGCAUUUUCCCCCGUGCGCGCACCUGUCUCUCUAUAUCAUGUGGAUUUGCCGUCAUGUCUCGUUCAUGCAGCCGGCCCCCGCGCCCUUUGUCGAGCUGCGCCAACGCAUGGACGCACAGGACGUGCUCGAACUCAAGACCAGGGGGGCCUCAGAAAAGUCCGUCAGCGACACGCACCGUGAAUGUGUUUAUGUAUGGCUGCAUGCGUCGAUCAAUGCGGUGGGUGUGCAGGUACAUGAACACAAUUGGCUUCAGGAACUUUUCGUGCUACAUGGAACAAAGGAUAGAAAGGAUGUUCGUCGACGCCAUCGGACCGGUGAUUCGAAAGACAUACACAGAUGCGCGUGUGUCUCGAUGGAGACAAAUGAGUACUUCUCUCUUUCCCCCUUUACGUGUGUGCAGGUGGUGAAGAAGCUGCGAGAAUUGAAGGAACAGGAGGCGGAACAAGUGGCCUUUCUCAAAGACGAGCUCAAAGACACCAGUACACACAUCAUUGUGGCAUCAGUGGUGCACGUGCGAAACGCAUUUGGGGCCUUUGUAUUGCUGCGUGCGUGUUGUGUGCCUGUGUGUAGACCCCGAGACGAUCGUGACGACAAUGCGGGAUUGUGGCAUGUCGUUUGCGCAUGCACUCAACCACGUCAUGGAGGGAUACGUCAACUCCAACGUACACACCCAUUUGCACACACCCCUUGGGCGGAGUAUCAUUGUGUGCUGUUUUCAGGUGGGCAGAGUGACUUUGGAGGAAGAGCUCAGGGACUUUCAUGGUACACACACAAAUAGACACAUAUUACCUUUGGACGGGCGUGUGCGUGCCCACGCGGACACUCCCUCACAGCAUUUUACAACGCGCAAGGCGUCGAUUGGCCGAUGCUGCCGUCAGAGGACUUUGCGGGACUCGGUCGGUACACACAAGCACCAGCUAUGCACAGAUAUGCAUGCGUGAUCUGAAUGCAUGUGUCCGUCUCCUGUCUCCUUGCGUGUGGGGUGCAGAUGACUACAUCGAGUACUUGAAGAGUGACCUGCAGAUCGCUGCCUUCGACAUAGAGGUCAAUGGCGGCGCGCAGUUCAGGCGACUCAUGUACGAGACAGAGGUACGUAACGUGCGCAUAGCAUACAAUACAUGCACAUGUGUCUCUCUGUGUAUGUGAUGUGCAUGCAGGUGUUCCUGCGCUUUGCCGAGAUCGGGGUGCAAACCUCCAAGCGUGAUGUGGUGCAGGCGAGAGGUCCGUCUCGUCGGCAAACAGACAGAAAGGAACAACUUAGGCAUGCGCUCGUGUGCAUGGUUGUGUAUCCACGCAGGUGUGUCGAUGGGCCAGGUGUCAUGGCGAGACGUCAUCGUGAAGCUGCUUUCCAACGAGGCACACCUGCCCAUGAAGCAGAGAGUCCAGUGAGACACACACACAAUGUGAUGUAUACACAUACAACACACGUGUCCAUGUUUCCCUGUGUGUGUGUGUACGUGUGUGUGCAGGUAUGUGGCCCACAGAAUGCGGCGGUUUUUUGAGCUGCAAAAGGAUGUGGUCAUCGAUUUCAUGAGCGGGCUCAAGGUUGGCAUGGCACACACGAGUGCAAUAACGUACAUGCGCGGUGCGGAUGUCUCUCUCUGUGCAGGGGUCGGCUGACGAGCACAUGUAUUCGGCUCUGUACACAAAGCACGUCAAGCUCAUGAUGCACAAUGAGAUGAUCAAAGUGAGCCAGCUCAAAGGCGCGACGAGAACACGCGACAGAUCUGUACACAUGUGUGUCCUAUUGCGGGACAGAAUCUGGUUUUCUCGACAUUUGACACGGUGGUUGAGCGUCAGAUGCAUCAGUUCCUGGACCUUUUCUCCAACACAAUGACAUCCACAUUCAGGUAUGCACACCCAUCGAGACAGACAGGGACACAUAUGUAUUCAUUCAUUCUCUGCGUUCGGUCGUUCAGCAAUCCCUGGGUGUUCCUCAAGAAGAACAGCACCGUCCUGGAGGUGUGUGUGAAGGAGCAAGGACAUGCAUUCGUCGCAUCCGUUGCAUUGCAUUCGUGUGCCGAGUGUAGGACUCGGAUGGCUUUGAGGAGGCGUUGCCGAGUUUUGAGGACACCAAGGCGAGAAUACCAAUGGUACACAUGCAUUCAUGUCAUACGCCCGCCCGCCCGCCCCUGUCCAUCAACACACACACACGUCUGCGCGCAGGAGAUCGGUACACGCAGCGGGAUUGACAGCAUACUGGCGCGGUGGAUCGGCGACAUUCCUGUCGAGGCCACGCAGGCAAGAAUGAAUUGCGCAUUGCUUGUGGGUUCGUGUGCAUCGGUCCAUGAGUACAGAUGGACGAGGCCGUCGAGAAGGUGCAGUCGCUCGUCAACAAGGCAAGUAGACACACAUAAGCACACCAAGCGAGAUACGGUGACGGUAUGUCUCCCGCUGCCUCCUUGCAGACUUUUGCUUUCAUCAGGUCGCAGAUCAGCGACCAGGUCUGCAUGCUCGCAACACCCUCACACAAAAGAGCAUAGCUGGUCAGCGAUGUUGUGCGUAUGUGUGCAUGUGUGUGUGUCAUUGCAGGUAGAGUUGUUUGCUGAGUCGUUCUUCAAGCUGCCGCUGAUGAGGAAAAUGGAGGAAGACAUGAAGAGCAUCGAACUCAACGACGUACGCACCAGGAACACGCGCACACUGUUCGCAUAUCGAUGUGCGUGUCUCAGGUCGACAAGGAGACAUACGAGGUGCGUCGGCAGUUUUUGGAGCAGACGCUCAAGAGGCACCAGGACGGCCUCAACGGGGUGCAGGAGUGCCUCAACAAACUCACCGCUUUUUCUAUGUAUGUGUCCAAUGCAUGGCUGCCAUUCAUGUCUAUUCGCGCGUCUGUUUGUGACUGCAGGAAGUUCAAGAGCCGCUCGCCACACACAAUUGCCUUCACACACGACAGGAGGCAAUGAGUGUGAGUGUGUCCUCGUGCGUGUCUCUCCCGUCCGUGUGUUGUCCAUUCGCGUCUUGGCCUCUGUAUAUUUAUGAGACAUCGUUGUGUGUGUUCACUUAACGGAUUCAUGCG
Vitrella brassicaformis is the source of this 4427-nucleotide messenger RNA. The record is from the annotation of a GenBank genome assembly. NCBI's taxonomy places the organism in Eukaryota, Vitrellaceae.